AUGCCAGCUAAUGGUGGAAGACUCAGCGCAGUCGCAAGGCGACGGCUCUUGCGGGAUGUGCAGGAUGCUGCGUCGAGUCCCGGCCAAGUAACUCCUCCCCCAGUAUCAAAAGCCGGUCUGAGUGAGGCUCCACCCCUUGAUCAGGUUGUGGACAAUGGCAGCUUGUCUGAAGAUGAGGGAAUACGGACCCCGAACCAGUUUGCAACGCUGGUCGAAGCUUCGGCAGUCCAUUUCAGCUCGACUCGGGAAAUCGAGCAAUUGACUGAUAGGUCAGUCAAGAUCAAACUCUCGCGAGGCCAGAAAUGUGUUGCGUUGGGAACAUAUACUCUCUGGGUUAAGCAAGGAUCCGUCUCCCUCUACGGUGCGAUCCUUACUGCCGCGACGGCCAUCCAUCGCAUCUAUGCUCCCGCUACGCAUACACUUCCCUCCAUUGAAGCCGUGAGCUCGAGUGCCGAAGUUCAACUUGAAUCUCUCAAUGACGGGGUCAGAAAUCUUCCGUACAUCGGACUCAGAGGGAUGUGGACUCCCUUUGGCGUCAAGCCGUCGGCUGCGACUUUCUACGUGCUGGGUCAUUCUUUCGAGCAAGACCCGAAGGCUCCCAGACGCCUGAAAGACUUGGACAUCACCGGCUGGAAAUCGCUACUGACAGGACUUUCAGACGAUGAUACAACCAAGCCACGAAGAGUCUUAAUGUGCGGCAAACGUUCGUCAGGACUUUCGACCUUGAUUCGGUGUGUCUUCAACCGAAUCCUUGCCAAACAAUCUGCCAGACCAGAUGCUACUCAUCAAAAAGGAGUCAUACUGUUGGAUCUAGACACGAAUAUGCCAGAGUUUGCUCCUCCGGGGAUGAUCAGCCUAGUGCAUAUUGCGAUUCCUGUUUUUGGUCCAUCGUUCACCAACAUCCUGCCAUCCUCCCGAGAAGGAUCCAUUCAGAUAUUGGCAAAGCAUUUCCUUGGCGAUCUAGAUGCAAGAGAUCUGGCAAACUGGCACUUUGAUCGCAUUUUUGACUUACUGGAUGCUGAACAGAAAUGUCGUGCCGAAUUCGAGGGUGCACCAGUCCUUGUUACAUACCCCAAGUGGCUAAAUGGCAUCGACAACACUAUGGCGAGCAAGCUCUGGGCAAAGCUAUCUCCGUCGGAUAUUGUCUGUCUUGACUCUACUCCAGACUCGCCUCAUUUAGAGCCCUGGAAGCUACUAGCAGAGGCGGGGAAUUGUCGUAUACACCAAAUUCCGGCUCAGGUGUUUGACAAGACGUCUCCAGUGAGGGAGCAUGACCUGCAAAUGCAGUCAUACUUCCACCUGAGAGACACACCUAUCAAUCGGCCAUACUGGGACGACACCCCUGUUUUAGUGACAAGGACUUACUCUAUGGCCCUGACGUAUGGUGGGAAUGCCGCGAACGUAUCGGCGAUCAUGCUGCUAGGCGGCCAUGUUGCACCUGAGGACACAUACGAUGCGCUGGAGGGAAGUAUCGUUGCUGUUCUGGCGCUCACUCCCCAUGCAGUCCCAAAAGCGCCAGGUGAUCUCAUCGCAAACAGUAACGACAGCCAUCGAAGCGGGAUAUAUCGGACGGAGGAAGAUCUGCCGCUUUGGCGAGAGCACGGCGAUCUGGAAAGUUCCUUUCCGUUUCCGGCAGAGUGUUCUCGAUGCUUGGGGCUCGCCAUUGUACAGGAGAUCGACAUCCCCAAAAGGAAGAUCACUCUGAUCACUGCAGCCGAACUGCAGGUGCAUGAAAUCCAGGAACAAGGUCACCCUGUGGCGCUCGUGGUGCCAAAAGCAACGACAGACGGAAGGUUCAAGACGGACUGGGCGCAAAGGGAAAUGCACCUGAAAAAGAACGACAGCUUGGUGCGGUAG
Fonsecaea multimorphosa CBS 102226 is the source of this 1857-nucleotide messenger RNA. RefSeq lists its product as uncharacterized. Bases 1 to 1857 code for a protein of 618 amino acids. The record is from RefSeq and is a predicted model, not a curated record. NCBI's taxonomy places the organism in Eukaryota, Fungi, Ascomycota, Eurotiomycetes, Chaetothyriales, Herpotrichiellaceae. The transcript is spliced from 3 exons. Gene Ontology annotation, molecular function: polynucleotide 5'-hydroxyl-kinase activity. Gene Ontology annotation, cellular component: nucleus. Gene Ontology annotation, biological process: cleavage in ITS2 between 5.8S rRNA and LSU-rRNA of tricistronic rRNA transcript (SSU-rRNA, 5.8S rRNA, LSU-rRNA).